Messenger RNA from Bactrocera neohumeralis, 2909 nucleotides. Its product is annotated as SCY1-like protein 2. Bases 118 to 2697 code for a protein of 859 amino acids. The transcript has 7 exons. Gene Ontology annotation, biological process: protein phosphorylation. Lineage: Eukaryota; Metazoa; Arthropoda; Insecta; Diptera; Tephritidae. The record is from RefSeq and is a predicted model, not a curated record. Gene Ontology annotation, molecular function: ATP binding; protein kinase activity.
CUGCUGAUUAUCCGCUGAAUACACCUUUCUCUAUCGAUUAGUAAUUUACGAAAGAGAAGAUAAAAUAGACAACAAAGAUUUCAUCGAAGUUAGGAAAAAAUUAAUAGCCAAUUGGAUAUGGCCAUGGACGUAAUAAAUAAAUUCUACUCAACAGUACAUACGACAGUAUCACAGCUGUCUGGUGUUCUUCCAGGGAACAACGUCACCAGAGAAUAUGAAGUGCUGGAGCAGGUGUGUACAGCAGGUGUAGGGCUUAUGUGGAAGGUGUACAAUGGCUACAAGAAGAGCACGAAACAGGAAGUCUCUGUAUUUGUAUUCGAAAAGAAAAUGCUGGAGCGCUGGUCGAAAGAUGAUCGAGAAACAAUGUUGGAAACAUUAAGACGUGGGGUGCAACAGUUAACAAAAAUCCGACAUCCACACGUGUUAACUGUUCAACAUCCGCUUGAGGAGUCACGCGAUUCCUUGGCGUUCGCAACAGAGCCAGUAUUCGCUUCGUUGGCCAAUGUUGUGGGUGAUUCAGUACGUUCGGAUAAAAAACUCUAUGAUGUUGAGAUACGUCAUGGACUAUUGCAACUAUUUGACGGUUUGUCAUUUUUACAUAAUGAUGCCAAAAUCGUGCACCGUAAUAUAUGCGCAGAAACUAUUGUGAUCAAUAAAAAUAGGAGCUGGAAAUUAUUUGGUUUUGACUUCUGCAUAACUAAUCAACCUGCGACCGAUGGUAAACCCUUUUGGCCAUGCCGCGAGUACUCUACUUCUGUUCAUGUCCUAGCUCAACCGAGUUUGGAGUACUGUGCGCCUGAAGUAGCGUUAAAUACUAUAAAUAGCACCGAAAGUGACCUAUUCUCUUUAGGUGUAUUAAUAUUCACAAUUUAUUCGGGUAAACCGUUAAAAAUGUUUGGUAGUGAUUAUAGUUCAUUUCGUCGAUAUGCCGCCGAUCUUAACCAACGAAAGUACCCGCCAAUGAAUAGUAUUCCCAGCGAUUUGAAUGAAAGUUUAAGAGCUUUGUUGCAUCCAAGUCCGCAUAUGCGCCCACAAUUGCACGAAAUGAAACAGAUAGUAUAUUUCCAAGACGUUGGAGUUAAGACACUGAGCUACUUGGAUUCCCUUUAUCAAUGGGAUAAUUUACAAAAAUCCAAAUUCUACAAAGGACUUCCACAAAUAAUACCAACACUACCGCAUCGCGUUAACUUACAUUCCAUAUUGCCAUAUUUGGUAAAAGAAUUCGUGAAUUCGCCAAUGAUACCUUUUGUUUUACCUAAUGUAUUGCUCAUCGCUGAGAUGAGUAGUCAGAAAGAGUAUUGCGAACACAUACUUACGCAUCUGAAACCCAUUUUCAAAUUGACAGAUCCCAUACAAAUACUUUUAAUUUUCAUGCAAAAAAUGGAUCUCUUACUAAAGUUGACACCUGCUGAAGAAGUUAAGCUACACGUUCUACCACUGCUUUAUCGCUCAUUGGAAUGUGAUAUGCCGCAAAUACAAGAGUUAUGCUUAGGUGUGUUACCGACGUUUUCCAAUUUGAUUGACUACAACGCCAUGAAAAACGCUGUGAUACCACGAAUUAAGAAACUCUGCUUGCACAGCAGUAAUGUGUCGGUGAAAGUAAAUUGUUUGAUAUCGAUUGGUAAACUACUAGAAGAUCUUGACAAGUGGCUGGUGUUGGAUGAAAUAUUGCCCUUCCUGCAGCAGAUACAAAGCCGCGAACCUGCAAUUAUUAUGGCUAUAAUUGGAAUUUAUAAAAUCGCCAUGACCAACACUAAGUUAGGCAUAACUAAAGAUGUAAUGGCGCAUAAAUGUAUACCGUUUUUAAUGCCACUCUGCGUUGAGAACGGUCUCACUAUCGCGCAGUUCAACACGAUUGUGACACUAAUUAGGGAAAUGUUCAGUCGGGUGGAGAAGGAACAACGUGAGAAAUUGGAGCAACUCUCAACUAUCCAAAGGGAAAACAAGCCACGUGAUGCUUCCGAGAUUUUGACUACAGAAUUGGAACAAAGUACAAAAACAAACACAAGUCUUAACAGCAGUGUAAACAGCGACGAUGACAUGUUUUCGGGCUUCUCCAUAACGCAACCAACGAAAAAAAUAAAUACAACACAAGCAGGUCAACAACAAAAAUUUAAAACAAACAACGAUGUGCUUAAAAUAUCACACAACGCACCGCCCAAACCGGACAUUCUUUCCUCUUUGAUGAAUUCGAAUCUGACCAAUUUGAGCAACUCUCCAUCGCCAAAGUCUGCUGCUACAGCUACUACUGCAGUUUCACCCAUUGUAAAUCCGUAUGCACUUAGUGGUGGUGGCAACCACUUGACCAGUCCCAACCAAGCGCGCUCAAAUGAUAGUUGGACCAACAACUGGCAUAGCGCAAAUCCUUUAGUUAUGAACCAUCAAUUAGCCUCGCCUCAGGCUAUUAGCAGUAAUAGUAAUAACAAUGCAUCGUCUUUAGACAAUUUGGAUCCCUUCGGCGGUAGUAAUAAAAUCGUUAACGCCAGCAUGCAAAGACCGGCAGUGAAUUAUAUUUAUCCGUCUGGAUAUAAUGGUGGUGGUGGCGGCGGUGUUGGUGCCAGUAAUGGCAACGCUUUGAAUAGUAUGAAUAAUUUAACACCACUGCUACCACAGCAGAAUGCCACGCAGCAACAGUCACAGGAUAAUAAGAAUCUGAAUACAUUAUCACAACAAGAUAUUUUAAGUUUUCUGAAUUAGUUGACCAUGCUAACCAAUGCGGAUUGGUGCAAUUAUUUUACGGUGUCAGCUGUAAUGCUUCGCAUAGCAUACGUUUGAAGCUGUGUAGACUUUUAUAAUGACAAGUGUAGUAAUUAAUUCGCAUGUAUAGUUCAUGCAAGUUUAAGUUAUUUCACGUAGGCAUAUUUCAGUGUAAAAAGUGCAAUUUUAUUUUGUUGUAGUUUGUCUCUUAA